AUGUCAGGCAAAGAACCAGGAGAUUCAGCAUCUGGUCUCCGACCAAAUAAGCGCCACUUCACAGGCCAUGACAGCAAUGGCAAGAGCGUCUACAUCGACUCGCCGCCACAGAAGUACUACGGACUAGAGGGAUUCGGGUGGGUAGCGCGCUCCUUUGCCACGGACAGUAUCCCGGCCGUGAUGAAGGACAAUGCCGAUAUCGCUAAGUACAAGAACGAUCGUGGGAGUGCAAGCUUCAGAAAGCGCGACAUUGUGAUUCCUGGUGGUGGUGUUCACCUUGUGGUGAUGGAUCUCGCGCCAGGUGGAGAGUCAGCAUUUCAUCGGACGAAGAGUGUUGACUUCUCGAUAUGCGUGAUGGGGGAGAUUGAGCAUACGCUGGAUAGCGGGGAAAAGGUCAGACUACUGCCAGGGAUCAUAUUGUACAACGAGGCACGGUAA
Molecule: messenger RNA, 438 nt
Organism: Cyphellophora attinorum
Lineage: Eukaryota; Fungi; Ascomycota; Eurotiomycetes; Chaetothyriales; Cyphellophoraceae
Exons: 2
Coding region: 1-438 (145 amino acids)
Source: RefSeq, a predicted model, not a curated record